GAAUGAGUCAACUCUGCAUGUGUUUUAAUGUUUUCAUUUGAAUAAUAAUGAAUUUUAUGGACAGAAUUUGGAGCAGAAUUACAACUGAAUAAAGAGUGUGAGCAUAUGAACGCCACAUCUGCAAUGGAAAACUUAACCCUGGCCACCAAUCAUUCAGAAUGUUACUCGGCUGACAGCUCAUCCAGGAGGAAGCCGUUUCUAUUUUUCUACCUGGCCAUCAUCGUCACUGCCAUCCCAUCCAACGUCUUCUCCCUCUACGUUUCCUGGCAGCACAUUAGACAGAAGAACGAGCUGGGUGUGUAUCUGUUUAACCUGGCCCUGAGUGACCUGACCUUUACCAUCGUCCUCUCUCUGUGGCUGCACUUUCUGUGGACAGGAGUUUGGGCCCACGGUGGCUAUGUUUGUGUGCUAUCUGUCUACUUUCUCUUCACUAACUUUUACACCAGCGAUGCUCUCCUCUGCUGCAUUGCUGUUGACCGCUACCUGGCAGUGGUUCACCCAUUAAAGUACACUUUCUUGAGGAAAGUUGGCACUGCAGCAGUAAUCAGCGCUGCCAUUUGGGUGUUAGUGGUCUGUUUCAAUGCCACCACCAUCACCUGGGAGGACUCAUACCAUGAAAACAACAAGUCUUCGGUGUGUUUUGAUAUCUUCGUCCCACUGUCAGAAACCUUGGCUCGGGCUAAUAUAGCACGUUUCUUCCUGGGCUUUAUUGUUCCCAUUCUCCUGCUGAUGUUUUCCACCUGGGGGAUCUGUGAGGCAGUGAAAUCCAACCAGGCCACAGAGGAACAGGAACGUAAACGGAUUUCAAAGCUGCUGACAGUUGUCCUGCUCUGCCUUUUGUUCUGCUUCGGACCUAUUCACGUCCUUAUGCUUCUCCGCACACUAGUGGAUGACUGCAGGAAUGUUGCGUGGCUUCUCUAUCCGUACAAGAUCAGCACAGCUAUCUCGAGCCUGAACUGCCUUGCAGACCCUCUCCUUUACUGCUUCAUUACUAGAACAGGGAAGGCAAAUGUCAAUCAGGUUGUUCUCUUCUUCCAGGUUAAGAAGAGAAGCAAAGAUGAUGGUGUGGUGUAGGUUAAAUAAAGCACAAGACAGUUAUACAUUAAACAGAGGAGAAUAGUCAAUAAUAAAAAGUUUACACAAUUGCAGACACUGUUUCAAAAAUGAUGUCAGCUGUAGGUCUAUUUAAAUAAAUGUAGAUCUAUGUAUAUUCUAUAUUCUAUAUAAAAGACCCAAAACAAAAAUGGGUUAGUCUGUCUCUCAGAGCUUUCUGAUACCUUGUCUGUGGCACUCUGCUCCAAGCCCAUACAUUUCUAAUGAACACAUGAAUCUUUAAAUUACUCUGCUUUGAAUAAUAAUUUUUCCACAAAAAAAAGUGAAGUAACCCCCUUUAAAAUGUAAAGAUUACAUCCUCACCUUCUCCCUCAUUGAGAAAUCCAACAUCUGUUAAAAAUGCAAAUAUUUUUUAAACUGCUUGAUACAAGUCUCCUAUAUUUUCACAGUAGGUCAAAUGUUCUCAGUAUUGUGUAUCUCACUUGUGUAAGUUGCAUAUUGGGCCUUAAUUGGCUACCAAAAUAGGCUUCAAAGUUGAUCAUUCCCAAUUGCAGAUCUGUGUUACCAUUAUUAUGUCUGCCCACCCCCUUGUUUAAAAUGACAGUUUGCUUUGCUUGUACUGCACAUCUCUGCUAUCAAGGUACUUUAUUAACAUCAGCAUAUACCCUUUAUCAGCAGUGACUCAUGGAGAACAGCUGUUCCAUGGUGGAGUAUUUAACACCACCAUUGUGAAACCUCCCCCAGACAAGUCCAAAGAAAAUAAAGGGAUUUAAAUGCAAAGGUGAUGCCAUGCAUCAUUUAAAUAAUGUGUGAUUAGGAAAAUAAUAUUUGACUGUGGUUUCAGUUCAGCUUUUUUUGACACACUAUUUGUAUUUUUGGUCAGAUAUUAUGAAUGUAUUUGCAUUUAACAUACACAUUUUAUUUGUUCCUUUAUUACAUCACAAAACAUGGU
Messenger RNA from Micropterus dolomieu (smallmouth bass), 2005 nucleotides. Its product is annotated as psychosine receptor-like. Gene Ontology annotation, molecular function: G protein-coupled receptor activity. The transcript has 2 exons. NCBI's taxonomy places the organism in Eukaryota, Metazoa, Chordata, Actinopteri, Centrarchiformes, Centrarchidae. Gene Ontology annotation, cellular component: membrane. Bases 106 to 1074 code for a protein of 322 amino acids. The record is from RefSeq and is a predicted model, not a curated record. Gene Ontology annotation, biological process: G protein-coupled receptor signaling pathway.